Molecule: messenger RNA, 1815 nt
Organism: Sungouiella intermedia
Lineage: Eukaryota; Fungi; Ascomycota; Pichiomycetes; Serinales; Metschnikowiaceae
Source: the annotation of a GenBank genome assembly
AUGUCUCAAGAACAAGAGGGUUCCUCCUCACUACAUUUUCUCUCCACACAGAUCCAAUCCAGAUACGAUGACGAUAUCGAAUGCGACCGAAAGACUUCACUUCUACAGAGAUUCAAGAACCCCACUUCAACCUUUGAGCCACCACCACAGAAAAUCACGAAAAAAGUGAAAAGAAGCAGGAAAUCCUCCAAGAAAUCUGCAGCUAGCAGCAAGAGGGCCACCAGUUUGAGCGCUUUUGUUCGAGAAACAAUUGGAAAUCGCAACAAAGGCAAUACUCAAAGUAUUCUCGACUUCUUCUCUGGUGACAAGGACAAAGCCGAAGACUUUCUAGGUCGUAUUGAAGCUGCUACUUCCAAGCCCCACCCCCUAUCCAAAUCCGGGAGCUCUCCGCUUUUUUCGGAGUCAGAAUGGCGCAGUUUUCUAGAUUCUGUCAAGUUGAAGUUUCCCAGUCUUUCUAGGACAAACCAUAAGACCUUGAAGAUGCUUACGCGAAGAAUUCAUGAAAUGAGACAGAAUGAAACUGUCUCCAACUCUCAAAGCACACAAGAUCUGGAUAUGUGGUCUCAGGCUUCCAGGCAACCCAGUGAUCAACUAUCCGCCGAAGAUAUGAAAUGGCUAUACGAUCUUGAUGAAGAACAGGUUGCCAACGAUGUUAGCGAGAUAUAUGAGGAUGAGGAUGACCAGGGAAAGGCGUUUUUCGUGACGCUUUCCCAGGUUUUAGAUGGAGAUAAAGAAUACGAAGACGAAGACGAAGUAUAUGACGAAGAGUAUGACCAUGAUCACAUUUAUCCAGAGCAGUUGGCUCUGGUUCCCGAUUCCGAGUCCGAACCAGAAGAGUUGGAUCCUGAAGAAUAUUCUAGACUUGAGCUUACGCAGAGCCAGCAUGGUGACAACUCAGGCCGAGUAGUCCAGGUGCUGUCUCUGCCUCAGAUAUCUCCCCCAACUAAGCCUGAUCAUACUCAAAUAGGCACACAAAUUCCCUCUCAUCAGGUACCAGAAUCGCUAGAUAUCCUUACUAGCAUAUCUUUUCCACCAACAUGCAAAAAAGAGAUGAAAGCCACUAGCAAAGAGACGGAGAUCUUCUCCUCGCCGCCGAAACUGGCCGAAUUCAAGACGCCUCAAAAUUGGGCUAAUAACUUAGCCAUUACUUCGUCUCCGGCAACAAUCAAUGAGUCUCCAAGGAACCAGAAAUCACAAAUUGACUCCGAAUUCCUCUCUCCUGUGAAAUAUUCACCUGAAGAGUUCCUGACGGCCCCUACAGGAUUGGAGGUGGAGAUCACAUCGUCUCCCAAAUCCCCAUCGCCAGGUGAAAGGUAUGUUGAUGUUGGUACGCCUACACGAACUAAUGAAACUGUGGAUGUCUCGAUUGAAUAUCAGCAUUUUGGUUCUGAAAUAUCUCCAGUGGUUCCUGAAUCCCUAGAAAACUCCAAAUAUGCUGAAGUUUCUGACCAAGAAGUUGACCACCAUACUCCGGAAGUCUCCCCAGUAUCUCCAGAAAGAUUGUCUACACCCACUCCAGUUAAGGCUCAUGGACCUACCAGUCUCCUGUCGCCUACUCAAGACUCCGAUUUCUCACUCAUAUCACCUAUAAAGCGCAAAUCAUACAUCACUUCUAGCAUGCAAGUAUAUGGGAAGGUGGAGUUUCAGACUCAGACAUCUAGAUUGCGGCUAACUACUGUUCCAGAUGUUUCGCUGGAUGAUGUCAUUCCAGAUUCAGAAGAUGAAGAGGGAGAAGUAAGUAUCAUUGAGAUAUCAAGACAAGUUCCAGAUUUACACAGACAGACGUCGAUCUUACAGGUGCCAUCAAGUCCAUGA